This is a messenger RNA of Chenopodium quinoa (quinoa), 1110 nucleotides long. RefSeq lists its product as uncharacterized. Gene Ontology annotation, molecular function: nucleic acid binding; RNA-DNA hybrid ribonuclease activity. Lineage: Eukaryota; Viridiplantae; Streptophyta; Magnoliopsida; Caryophyllales; Amaranthaceae. The coding region runs from base 1 to 1110 and encodes 369 amino acids. The transcript has a single exon. The record is from RefSeq and is a predicted model, not a curated record.
AUGGAGCUCCCGCUAGACAAUGAGGACGACUUUCUCUAUUGGAAAUACCACCCAUCGGGCAAGUAUACGGUUAAAACAGGAUACUUCUAUCUUUCUAAGGAAUUGGGGUCAAACACCACCAAUUGCGUGGAAAGGGAGCAGGAAUUUAUUAAGCUAAUUUGGAGAAUGAAUAUACAACCGAAAUGGAAGUUGUUUCUUUGGAAGUUGAGUCACGAUGGCAUUGCCGUGAAGGAAAACUUGGCAAAAAGAGGCAUGCGUAUCGAAACAGAUUGCGAUCGCUGUAGAGAGGGCGAGGAAAAUAGUCAACAUCUUUUCAGGUAUUGUACUCAGGCAAAGGAAGUCUGGGAGAUGAGUCCCCUAGACGUUUUCCCUGACUCACUGGGGUCUAUUUCUCUAAAGGAAUGGAUCCAUCACUAUAUCCUGCUUUAUUAUAGCGAGGAUGGGAAACAAGGAGGUCGUUGGAUGAGGUUUAUUGCAACUCUUUGGGGCUUGUGGAAGGCUAGGAAUGCCAGAUGUUUCAGAAACGCGGUUGGGACGAGUAGCCAGGUUAGAGAUUUUAUAGAUGCUGCAAUUCAGGACCAUGAACAUUUCAUAUAUCGAGCUGGUAUAUUAUCGGAGGAAGAGGCGAUUGGUAGGGAUGAUCCUACCCUACCCCCAGGGUUUAUCUGUGUCCAGUUGGGGAAAGAGAGGACAGGGUUUGAUGACUUCAGAGUAGAAGUCGAUGGUUCCUGGGACAAGACAACCACGAGAGUAGGAAUAGGUUGGGCUAUUAAAGACAAUGGUAGUGGUGGAGAGACGGGUGAGGGAGGUAAGUACGGAGUGGCAGCUUCUGCUUUACAGUGUGAAGCUUGGGCUUGCUUGGAAGCUCUGAGAUGGGCUCGCUCUACGGAGAGGAAUGAGAUCCUGGUUUUAACUGACUCUUUAUCCCUAUUGAAUAAUUUACAGGGUAAUAGUUGCAAAGAGGUCUCGAUCACUUGGUGCCUCAAGGGUUUAAAAGAGGUAGGUGCUUUGUUCCAAAGAUGCACAAUCCUAAAAGUGCAGAGAGAUCAGGUUCAAAGGGCAAAUGACAUUACUAGACAAUGUCGGGUUAAUGUUAUGAAUCUAGUGUAA